AUAAUGCGGAAACAGUCCUGCCCUUUCUGUUGAUGUGCCAAAGGUCGCUUGGCACCUAGAGUGAAGUGAGAGGAAUGCCCUCUCAUUAUUGCCUGAGGAUCCCUUAGAAGAGCUUUGCCUGGAUUGUGUGGGACAGAGAGAAAUCGAGAGACGAAGGGAAGAUGGGGAGAGAAAGACACCUGCAGACCUGUUUCACAUCCUGUGAAGCAACUUCCCUGCAGAACACAGGAGUGUAAGUCACAAUGAAUGGUCACGUUUCUAAUCAUCCCAGUGGUUUUGGAAUUUAUCCCUCUCAAAUGAAUGGCUACGGAUCAUCACCCACCUUUUCCCAGAUGGACCGAGAACAGGGUUCAAAAACAAGUGCAAAGGCCCUUUAUGAACAAAGGAAGAACUAUGCACGGGACAGUGUCAGCAGUGUGUCAGAUAUAUCUCAAUACCGUGUUGAACACUUGACUACCUUUGUUCUGGAUCGGAAAGAUGCUAUGAUAACUGUUGAUGAUGGAAUAAGGAAGCUGAAAUUGCUUGAUGCCAAGGGCAAAGUGUGGACUCAAGAUAUGAUUCUUCAGGUAGAUGACAGAGCUGUGAGCCUGAUUGAUUUAGAAUCAAAGAAUGAACUGGAGAAUUUCCCUUUAAGCACAAUCCAGCACUGCCAACCUGUGAUGCAUUCCUGUAACUAUGACUCAAUUCUUGCCCUGGUGUGCAAAGAGCCAACACAGAACAAGCCUGACCUUCAUCUUUUCCAAUGUGAAGAGGUUAAGGCCAACCUUAUCAGUGAAGAUAUUGAAAGUGCAAUCAGUGACAGUAAAGGAGGGAAACAGAAGAGGCGGCCUGAGGCCCUGAGGAUGAUUUCCAAAGCAGACCCUGGCAUUCCACCUCCACCAAGAGCUCCUGCACCUGUGCCCCCUGGGACUGUGACCCAGGUGGAUGUUAGAAGCCGUGUGGCCGCCUGGUCUGCAUGGGCAGCCGACCAAGGGGAUUUUGAGAAACCAAGGCAGUAUCAUGAGCAGGAAGAAACCCCAGAGAUGGUGGCAGCCCGAAUUGACAGAGAUGUGCAAAUCUUAAACCACAUCUUGGAUGACAUUGAAUUUUUUAUCACCAAACUUCAAAAAGCAGCAGAAGCAUAUUCUGAGCUUUCAAAAAGGAAGAAAACUAAAAAGGGUAAAAAGAAGGGACCAGGUGAGGGUGUCUUAACACUUCGAGCAAAACCCCCACCUCCUGAUGAAUUUGUUGACUGUUUCCAAAAGUUUAAACAUGGGUUUAAUCUUCUGGCCAAAUUGAAGUCUCAUAUCCAGAACCCUAGUGCUUCAGAUUUGGUUCACUUUUUAUUCACUCCAUUAAAUAUGGUGGUACAGACAACUGGAGGUCCUGAACUAGCCAGCUCAGUACUCAGCCCCCUACUGACUAAGGACACAAUCGAUUUCUUAAAUUACACUGUCAGUGCUGAAGAAAGGCAGCUGUGGAUGUCGCUGGGGGAAACAUGGAUGAAAGCCAGAGCAGAAUGGCCAAAAGAACAGUUUAUUGCUCCUUAUGUUCCCCGAUUCCGCAAUGGUUGGGAGCCCCCAAUGCUGAACUACAUGGGGGUACGUGUGGAACAGGACCUUUAUCAGCUGGCGGAAUCUGUGGCAAAUGUAGCAGAACAUCAGCGCAAACAAGAAGCAAAAAGAUUAUCCACAGAGCACUCCAGCAUGUCAGACUAUUCUCCAGCUGAUGGAUACACAUUCAAUAACGCUUACAGGGCACCCCAUCUGGACCAGGCAGAUACUGCUGUUGCUUUUAAGCCAACUCCUAAUCGCCAUGUAGAGAGAAAUUAUGAACCGACUAUACCACAGCCCAAGAAAUAUGCCAAAUCCAAGUAUGAGUUCACAGCAAGGAACCAUAGCGAGCUCUCUGUUCAGAAGGAUGACAUUUUAGAGAUCCUUGAUGAUAGGAAGCAGUGGUGGAAAGUUCGAAAUGCAAGUGGAGACUCUGGAUUUGUGCCAAAUAACAUUUUGGAUAUUGUAAGAGCCCCAGAGUCUGGACUAGGGCGUGCUGAUCCUCCUUACAUGCAUACCAUACAGCUGUUGAUGCCAAAGAAGGAGUUUGAGUUAUUCAAGGUAUGAUUUACUCUGCUUCUG
Messenger RNA from Erinaceus europaeus (western European hedgehog), 2114 nucleotides. RefSeq names its product epidermal growth factor receptor kinase substrate 8. Gene Ontology annotation, cellular component: vesicle; plasma membrane; ruffle membrane. The transcript is spliced from 19 exons. The coding region runs from base 243 to 2099 and encodes 618 amino acids. Gene Ontology annotation, molecular function: actin binding. NCBI's taxonomy places the organism in Eukaryota, Metazoa, Chordata, Mammalia, Eulipotyphla, Erinaceidae. The record is from RefSeq and is a predicted model, not a curated record. Gene Ontology annotation, biological process: regulation of Rho protein signal transduction; positive regulation of ruffle assembly; Rho protein signal transduction.